Molecule: messenger RNA, 761 nt
Organism: Aspergillus ibericus CBS 121593
Lineage: Eukaryota; Fungi; Ascomycota; Eurotiomycetes; Eurotiales; Aspergillaceae
Exons: 1
Biological process (GO): pyridoxal 5'-phosphate salvage
Cellular component (GO): cytosol
Molecular function (GO): pyridoxal kinase activity
Source: RefSeq, a predicted model, not a curated record
CACCCUCGCCGACGCCAUCACCGCUAUCCACGCCACCUACAACGUCCCGCACGUGAUCAUCACCUCCGUCCAAAUCGCCAACCUCUCCGACUCUCCCCUCCCCAACACCCUGACCGUCAUCGGCUCAACCACCCGCUCCGACGGCUCCCCACGGCUUUUCCGCGUUGACGUCCCCGCCCUGGAUUGCUACUUCAGCGGCACCGGCGACAUGUUCGCCGCCCUCACGGUCGCCCGACUCCGCGAGGCCGUCUUCAACGCCGACCCGGCCCUCCGCACUACUAAAUCGUGGGUGUCCCCGGAUGAGGUCCCCGCUACCGAGCUCCCUCUCGCCCAGUCAACCGUAAAGGUACUAGCGAGUAUGCACAGCGUGCUCGAGAAGACUCUGGAGGCACGCGACGCCGAGCUGCGCGCUCUGAUCCCCGAUGAGAGCGAGACACUGCUCGGUGAGGCAGAACGGAAGAAGAAGGAACAUUUACGCGAGAGUAAAGCGGCUGAAGUGCGUGUUGUUCGGCAUGCGCGGUACCUCCGAGAACCGGAUGUGGAGUUCCGGGCGAGUGAGUGGCGGGCGGAGGAUUUGCCGAUGCAGUUUCGUUGAGAGCUUAGGUUGGGGGAGGGGGGGGUUUGGAUAGCAUAGUACAUAGAACAUAGAUGGUGAGGUUGGUUUAUUUCGGGUAUAUGCUUAUACUUAUACUUAUACUAUCAUACUACUAGUCAUGACCAGCGAUGAAAUGCAGCGAACUAAAAAACAGCAUUACUAUGUG